AUGUCAGUAACAAGUGAUCUAUUCUAUAAUAAUUGUCUUUAUCAAUUGCUCACUAAAAACUCAGUUUAUACGGAAGAUCUUCUACAAGAACUUAAUUCGAUACUUCACGAACAACCAGAAUUAGCUCGACUAUGCCAUCCAAUUGAAGGUUCUUACUUUCAUGUUAUAUGUCGAAAUUCCAAUGAACAAGAAAAUGUUUCUCAUCGAAUGAUUUAUGCAUUGAGUAAUGCCGGUGCCAAUCCGAAUUUCACAAACGAAAAAGGCAAUACACCUUUACAUGAAGUACUUAUACGUGGCUUCGCAAAUAUUGGACUUGAUCUUGUUCAGGCUCUAUUCCGUGUGGGAGUUGAUCAACGUAUUUUGAAUAAACAAGAAAAAGCAGCAUACACUUAUCUUGAAGAUCAAUCACAACUGAUUGCACUGUACGAUGGUUACGGGCAAGGAAUAUGGACAGCAAUCGAAACAAAUAAUAUUCAAGAAACGGAACGAUUGAUGAAAGGCUUUAUAAAAGUCAAUUGUAAACAUGAGAACAACGAAACACUAUUGGACAAAGCUCGCGCCGGUAAAUGUACUGAUAUAGUUCGUAUUCUCGCCGACUAUCAAGUUACUAUUGAAUUCGUUCAUUCAAUUCUUGCAUGUGAUUGGGAUAGAGUAUCACUUAUACAUCAAUAUGAAGGUCAAUUUAUAAAAAUGAAUAUAUCCGAUUCUCUUCAUACACUAACAUGGGUACGAACAGGAAAUCGAACAUACUCAAAGCCUAUACUUGAAUUUUGUCUCGAUACAAAAUCAUUAGCACCAUUUGAAACUAUAUUUAAUUCAUCAAUAUUGAAAUCUAAAAUUGAUGUUAAUGUAUUCUGUACUAAUGGUUUACCAUUUUUCUUUCAUAUGUUUGCUAAAUGUAUUUCAAGUGAUAUUCAACAAUCUAUUUUCUCAAAUGCAAAUUUUAAUUUAAAGUCUUCAAAAGGUGAAACAUUUUUAGUUCGACUUAUUCAUUUAUACGAUGAAUAUGAAAAUAAAGAAUAUUUAAAUGUAUUUGAUCAAAUACUAAAUAAACAACCCUUACUUCUUUCACAACGUGAUGAACACGGAAGAACAGUUGUGGAUCAUAUUGAAUUAACAUCAUCAUUAUCUUAUCAUAAGUUGAGUAUAUUCUAUGAGAAAAUCAAGGAAAUACUUAUGAAUCAAAUUAAAAACGAUACUAUCAUUGAACGUUUCAUAUUAAACAGUUUCGGUUAUCAUUUAUUAUUAUUUUUUAAUGAUGAAAAUGCACCAUUGACAAGAUCAGCCAAUGAUUUGUUACGUUCAUUAAAAUUACGGCAAGGUUUACCAGCAUUAAUGUUUAAUUUAUCACAAGCUAUAGAAGAGAAUGAUUUAGUCAAAAUACAAAGUAUUUUUAAAACUAAAUCGAAUAUUUAUUUUGCGAAAGAUUGGUCUGGAAGAACAUGUGCCCAUUUAGCAGUACUUUAUCAACGUCGGCAAAUUUUAGCUUUUCUCUAUGAAAAGUGUCAUACUGUUUUGGACCUAACAGAUAAUCUUGAUCGUACACCACUACAUUACGCAUGUAUAAUGAAUGAUGAAGCCACCAUCGCUAUCCUCGAAAAAGCAUCUGCAAAACAAACGAUAGAUUGCUUUAAUUUAUUUCCAAAUGAUUAUAAAACUAAGCGUAGUUUAUGUUGCGAAGAAUUUUAUGCUCAAGAUUUUCCUAAAAAGGAACUUGAAAAAUGUGUGCCCGGUUUAAGUGAUUAUUUAAAAUUAUCAUUUUAUUUCCCAUUAAAAAAAUCCAUUGAAGAAAACUCUAUUGAGAGUAUUAAAUUAAUUAAUAGUGAAAUCAAUACGAUGGGUUUCUAUCUUGAAGAUUUCAAUCCCAAUUCAUAUGCAAAUGAUUGGUUAAAAGGUGAACGUUAUAUUCCAUUAUUAUUUGUUGCACUGGAACUUCGUUCAAUCUCGUUAAUUCAAUGUUUAAUGGAAUUAGGUUUACCGCUGACGGGUCGAAUGUAUAUAUCGAAGGCAGUAAAUAUGAAGAAUUCUCGAUGUGUUUCGUUUCGAACAUUGGCCGAAGAACUCGAAUGUUUUGAUAUUAUUGAAAUGAUGAAUGAUUUAGAAGAUGAUAGUGAAUUAAAAACUCUUUUUAAAAGUCACUUAUCAUCUGCUGAAACAAAUCGUAGACAACCGUCGAUUAAUUCAGAGCAACAAUUGAAAAGAAAAAAGAUGCCAGCACACGUAUCAAAUGUGAAUAAACAAAAUAUUAAAGAUAACAGUCAUCGCUCAGAAACUUGUAUUCUAUUGUAA
This is a messenger RNA of Rotaria socialis, 2289 nucleotides long. The record is from the annotation of a GenBank genome assembly. Lineage: Eukaryota; Metazoa; Rotifera; Eurotatoria; Philodinida; Philodinidae.